Messenger RNA from Cynoglossus semilaevis (tongue sole), 1335 nucleotides. It is a transcript of the gene gsx2, whose product is annotated as GS homeobox 2. NCBI's taxonomy places the organism in Eukaryota, Metazoa, Chordata, Actinopteri, Pleuronectiformes, Cynoglossidae. Gene Ontology annotation, cellular component: nucleus. The record is from RefSeq and is a predicted model, not a curated record. The transcript has 2 exons. Bases 203 to 976 code for a protein of 257 amino acids. Gene Ontology annotation, molecular function: DNA-binding transcription factor activity, RNA polymerase II-specific; sequence-specific double-stranded DNA binding. Gene Ontology annotation, biological process: regulation of DNA-templated transcription.
AUCUGAUAGAUGUGUUCUAUUAUAGAAUUAUCGAGGUUAAGGCUGGGGGGCCUUGGGAGACGUCACGUGGUUUUGGUCUCUGACAACACAAACUCUUACCGCCGGGUGCGCACGUGGGUGACGCUGCAGGGCCAACCCUCCUCGGGGUCCCUUUUGUUAAACCAUCAAACAUAAGAACCUUUGGAGAUCCCGAGGGGUUCAGAUGAGAAACGGCCAUCACACCGAGCACGGAACAUUCCUUUAUCAGCCAUACGCAGCCAUGUCGAGGUCAUUUUACGUCGAUUCUUUAAUAAUCAAGGACACUGUGAGACCGGGACCAACUGAACACCCGGCACAGGACUUCCUCAUUCCCAUCAGCAUGCACUCGCCGAGCAUCAUGACGGUCACCGCUCCCGUGUGCCCGUCCAGGAAAACUGGGACUUUCUGCGUUUGUCCACUCUGCGUUACGUCCCACAUCCACUCGUCCCGCAGCGGCAUCCCUUUGCUGAAGACUCAGUUCGCAGGAGCAGAGGCGCAGUACUGUGACAGAAUUGCGCAUCAGCAGUCUCCAGCUCUGGCACACCCGGGACACACACCUGUUUGCACGCCCACCUUCAGCGUCACAGACCCCAGGAGAUACCACUGUCUUUCUAUUGGCGCCUCUGAGAGCAGUCACAUGCAAAAUGGAAAAAGGAUGCGCACGGCGUUUACCAGCACACAACUCUUGGAACUGGAGAGAGAGUUCUCGGCGAACAUGUAUCUUUCGAGGCUCAGGAGGAUCGAAAUCGCCACGUAUUUAAACCUGUCGGAAAAACAGGUGAAAAUCUGGUUUCAAAACCGCAGGGUGAAGCACAAGAAGGAGGGCAAAGCGACCCAGAGGAGCGCACACAGCGGCUGCAAGUGCACAGGCGGCCACACAGACUACUCCAGAUCGGAGGACGAGGAGUCUCUGUCCCCGGCGUCUGCCACGGAGGAAAAAGAGACGUCAAGCAUUUAAGACUUUGAACUAAACUCAGUUCCCAAGUGAUGUGUACCUGUACUGACCAUGGUUCACGAUAACACCGAGAACUCACGCAGGGACUGUUGAAAAAGUCCUUCCAGACAUCUCCUGUUUACUAAAUGUAAUAUUGUGUAUAUGUGUUCCUCAAAUGUCUGGAGAGCUGAGUAUUUCCACAGUGACAGACGGAUGUAUAUGUUUACCCUCCACUCAGCCGCACUAGGUGUGCUCCACUAAACUGCCCCGUAUUUAUAUUACCGGUACUUUUCUCCGAGGAAGUAUCCGUGUUCUCUGUCUCUGGAACAAGUACGCUUUAUUUGCCUAUGUAUAUGUGUAUUUAUUGUAAUAAACAGUCAACG